UCCCCCCGUGUGCUGAACACCGUCCGUCUGCUGAACAUCCUCCGUCUGCUGAGACGCUGAGGCAGUUGUUGCAAGACACCGCUUUGCUCCGGCACAGACACUCCCACCUGACCUCCACUCGCCUCCCGCGGUCGUCGACUAGGCACUCCACCGGUAGCUGACCUCGCUCCGUCAGUCCGCCAUCCUCUCAUAUACUCUCACACUCUCCCAGCCGCCCACGCUCCUUCCCCCAGCAGCCCCAGCAGCCCCAGCAACGCCGACGUAGCCGUGGAACGCAUCGCCCGCGCAUCGCCCGCGCAGACCCGCGCCUUGCAUGUGAACAAGAGCACAGGGCUGUCAGCGCACCACCACUAUCGUUACCAGCGCUACCAGCGCUGCCAGCGUCCCGGCAGAGCGCGCCGUCCACCAUGAACUACCUGCGCUCCGUCGCCGGCGGCGUCUCCAAAGGCUGGAACUCGAUCAACCCCGCGACGCUCAGCGGCGCCAUCGACACCAUCGUCGUCGAGCGCGAAGAUGGCACCCUGGCCUGCUCGCCCUUCCACGUCCGCUUCGGGAAAUACCAAAUCCUGCGGCCUUCAGACAAGAAGGUCGAGUUCCGAGUCAAUGGCGAGCUGCAGGAUUACUCCAUGAAGCUCGGCGAGGGCGGCGAGGCCUUCUUCGUCUUCGAGACGUCAGCCGUCGUUCCCGCCGGCAUGCAGACGUCGCCGCUCGCCUCGCCUGUCGCCAGUCCCGAGCAGAAGCCCACCGAGACGCCGCCCAACCAGAUGCUCGACGACCCCGAGCCCCUCGAUCUCGCGAGCGUCGACAGCACGCUGAGGCGGAGAGGCCGCAUGUCCAUGUCUGUCCCGCCCUCGGACCCGCAGUACCGCGAAGCAGACUUUGCGCGGCCCAUGUCGGGAGACUGGUCCGGCUUCCAUGUGCAGCGGUCCAACACCGACUCGGUGGUCCCCUCCGCACAGGAGGAAUUCCCCGCACAGGAGGAAUUCCCCACCCAGCUCGACGGAGGGAAACAACACGGGCCGCUCGAGAUCAGCAAAGAGGACGCUACAAGGUGGAACCGCUCAGCGCGGUCGGCCAGUCCGCCCCCAGUCUCUCAAGCCGAGGCUCUGGCCCGAGCGAUCAAGCUCUCGAAGAAGCUGUACUCGUCCAACAUCCCGAACAAGGUCACGGACAACGGAGAUCUCGAGCUCGACAUGACCGGCUACAAGAGCAGCGAGCAGGACGCUCUCAGGGCAGAGGUCAUCGCGAGGAGCAUCUUGUCAGACGAGCUCGCCGGCGACUACGACAUUGGCGCACUGAUCGGCGCAGACGAGAAUGGCAACCUCUGGAUCUACAGCAGCGAAGAAGCCAAGGCAGCAGCCAUGCAAAAGACCGCCCAGAGCGUCUUCCACGAAGCCUCCCUCGACGCCGUCUCCGAUCCAGGCUACCAAAGCGACAGUGGUGCUAGCGAUACCACAGCAGCCGACCUCCCUCCUCACAGGCGCAACGACGCCGACAGCGCCCUCGGUCUCUCAGCCCCCCACUCUCCCGAACAACAACAACAGCAACAACAACAACAACAACAACAACAACAACAAAAGAAGACCGAAACUCGCAACUACGCCAAGACGCUGCGUCUGACCUCCGACCAGCUAAAAGCCCUGAACCUCAAGCCAGGCCAAAACACCAUGUCCUUCACCGUAAACCGUUCGAGAUGCGAAGCCUACAUGUUCUACUGGCAACACGACGUACCCAUCGUCAUCUCUGACAUUGACGGCACCAUCACCAAGUCUGACGCCCUGGGUCACGUGCUGAACAUGAUCGGCCGCGACUGGACACACAAGGGCGUGGCGAAGUUGUAUACCGAUAUCGUGAACAACGGGUACAACAUCUUCUACCUCACCUCCCGUUCUGUGGGACAAGCAGACCUGACGCGCACCUACCUCAACGGUGUGGUGCAAGAGGAUUACAGACUGCCUAAGGGGCCGGUCAUCAUGAGUCCAGAUCGCACGAUAGCCGCGCUCAGACGAGAAGUUUAUCUUCGCAAGCCCGAGGUCUUCAAGAUGGCGUGCCUACGCGACAUCAUGCAGCUCUUCGACAAGCCCGCCGGCCAAACGCCCUUCUACGCCGGCUUCGGAAACCGCUUCACCGACGCGCUCUCCUACCGCAGCGUCAACAUCCCCAGCACGCGCAUCUUCACCAUCAACUCCAACGCCGAAGUCAGCCUCGAUGUCCUCUCCCUCAACAGCUACAGAACCGGGUACGCGUCCAUGCGCGAAAUCGUCGACCACUUCUUCCCGCCCGUCGGCCUGCUCGUCCCCGCCGGCGGAGAGAACUUCACAGACUUCAACUACUGGCGCGACAAGCCCCUUGACAUCGAGGACUUUACGGACAGCGAGGACGAAAGCGAUGACGCUGAAGGGACGGAAGCGGGAAGUUACCGCAGUGAAGACGACGGCGAGAUCGGCGAGAUCGGCGAGGAUCUUGAAGCGAGCUACAUGACCAACGAAAGCGUUGAUGAAAAUGGCAUGCGUAUGGAGGACUCGAUCCUCGAAAGCGUGGAGGGGAAUGACGGCGAGUACUUGGGCGAAGAUAUCGAUGCGCCGUACGAACAGCAGGGUCUUGACAAGGAGGAGAGCGAUGAAGAGUACAGCGAAGAAGAAACGGAGAUCGAGGAGGCUGUUGAAAGACGGGAUUUCUGCAGACCACGGACCCCGACGGAAGACCAGAGCCUGAGGAAGAAGCAGAGCGUUCCGGGCAUCAGCGAGAGGAUGGCUGAGCGCGCGGCGGAGCGUAUGAGCUCUCUUAACGUAAAGGACGAAGUCCCGACACCGAGGGGCAGCCCGGGGAGGUAGUUCAGCCUUGGACUGGCCAGCACCGAGGCGGGGGAGUCGGCUCAGGCACCUGCAGCUCAGACCUCUUCAACAGGAAACACGCCAGCUCAGACGCCUGUACAGCCGCGACGCCAUCGGCGAUGGUUCAGCUACGCCUCUGGCGCAGGCGCGUCUUACAACGUCGAGGAAGUCAAGGGGCCGGUGCAUCGGAGCUGGUUCGGGUUUUGAGGGGCCUGCAGAGGGGCAGUCUUCACUGGCGGUCGUGUGGUCAAGCGUACAGAGUGGCAGUAUCGUUGUUGUUGUUGUUGUUGUUGUUAAUCGACUUGCAUAGCAUGGCAUGGUACGGCGUUCUAGACUUCCCAUUCUUAAUCAUCGCAUUUGUAGCAUAGCAUAGGGCAGAGCCGUCAAUGCAUAUCCGUUAUCUAUAUCCGAGAUAU
Messenger RNA from Macroventuria anomochaeta, 3250 nucleotides. RefSeq names its product LNS2-domain-containing protein. Gene Ontology annotation, cellular component: nucleus. Bases 408 to 2834 code for a protein of 808 amino acids. The transcript has a single exon. Gene Ontology annotation, biological process: triglyceride biosynthetic process; fatty acid catabolic process. Gene Ontology annotation, molecular function: phosphatidate phosphatase activity. The record is from RefSeq and is a predicted model, not a curated record. NCBI's taxonomy places the organism in Eukaryota, Fungi, Ascomycota, Dothideomycetes, Pleosporales, Didymellaceae.